CGCCUCGCCUCGCCUCGCCCCCGCCCGCGCUGCACGCCGGGACACGGCCGGUCCUCCCUGCCUCCCUCCCGCCCCCCCGCGCGCCCCGAGCCUGCGCCGCGCCGACAUCCGCGUUGUCCCAAGAUGGAGGCGCGGGGCUCGCGCUGAGCGCGGCCCGGCCCGGCACAGCAGCAGGAGCAGCAGUAGGAACAGGAGGAGGAGACGCGCCCGCCCGGCCCGGCCGCCUCUCCCUCUCCGCCCCGCCAGGCCGCGGCUCCGGCGGCACCUGCAGCAGCGGCGGCGGCGCCUCCUCCUCGCCCGCGGCCCGGCCCCGAGCGCGGCGCGGCCCCCGCAUGAGCCCGGGCGGCGGCGGCGGCGGGAGCGCCCCGGAGCAGCAGCCGCGGCGCCCAGAGUGGUGAAGAAUUAGGAGAAGCUGCAGUUGUUCAGCUGAGUGGAACUAAAUGGGUGACUUCCCUCUGGACCCUCACUUCGCUGUUUUAGGUACAAGAACUGUAGAAGUCCAUUUUGGAAUUUGAAAGAGCAAGAUUGUUCAGCUCUUGAAAGAUAUGCCAUGGAAGUAAUCAGCUGGGGUGGUCCCAGGGCGCUCUGGGCACGAGUAUUGCUGAGUGAUCAUUGGCUGCCACCUGCGUGACAAAGUAAAGGACCAACCCUUCAAUUUAUACCAGUGGAGCCAGAUCACGGGAAACAAUUGACAGAGUUGUUAAGCUUAUGCUUAGCCCAGCGUGAUACAGGACUGGUGUGACAACUCGGUUUUGAUCAGUGACUCAAAAUUGUGAUCACCCUGAUGUCACCGAAUGGCCACAGCUUGUAAAAGAUCACCAGGAGAACCUCACUCUGAGAACAUUGAAACUAGCCGAAUGAAGCGAGCAGCUGCAAAGCAUCUAAUAGAGCGCUACUACCACCAGUUAACCGAGGGCUGUGGAAAUGAAGCCUGCACGAAUGAAUUUUGUGCUUCCUGUCCAACUUUUCUCCGUAUGGAUAACAAUGCAGCAGCCAUUAAGGCCCUCGAGCUUUAUAAGAUUAAUGCAAAACUCUGUGAUCCUCAUCCCUCCAAGAAAGGAACGAGCUCAGCUUACCUAGAAAACAAUUCCAAAGGUGCCCAUAACAAUUCCUGCACUGACAGAAAAAUGAACAAGAGGGAAAUGCAAGGCCCAAGAGAUGACUUUAAAGAUGUGACUUUUCUAACGGAAGACAAGAUAUAUGAAAUUCUUGAACUAUGUCGAGAAAAAGAGGAUUAUUCCCCUUUAAUCCGGGUGAUUGGGAGAGUGUUUUCUAGUGCUGAAGCACUGGUACAGAGUUUCCGAAAAGCCAAACAGCACACCAAGGAGGAGCUCAAGUCCCUUCAGGGAAAGGAUGAAGACAAAGAUGAAGAUGAAAAGGAAAAAGCUGCCUGUUCGGCUGCAGCUAUGGAAGAAGAUUCUGGCGCAUCAUCGUCUUCAUCGUCAAGAAUAGGUGAUAACACACAGGGAGAUAAUAACCUCCAAAAACUAGGCCCAGAUGAAGUGUCUGUAGAUAUUGAAGCAGUCAGACGGGUCUAUGAUAGGUUACUUUCUAAUGAAAAAAUAGAAACUGCCUUUUUAAAUGCACUUGUGUACUUGUCACCUAAUGUGGAAUGUGACUUGACUUACCAUAAUGUGUACUCUCGGGAUCCUAACUAUCUGAAUUUGUUUAUUAUCGUUAUGGAGAAUGGCAAUCUUCAUAGCCCAGAAUAUCUGGAAAUGGCUCUACCGUUGUUUUGCAAAGCAAUGAGCAAACUACCCCUUGCAGCUCAAGCAAAACUGGUCAGAUUGUGGUCGAAGUACAGAGCAGACCAAAUUCGGAGAAUGAUGGAAACAUUUCAGCAGCUUAUUACCUACAAAGUCAUAAGCAACGAGUUCAAUAGUCGUAACCUAGUGAAUGAUGAUGAUGCCGUUGUUGCUGCUUCAAAGUGCUUGAAAAUGGUUUACUAUGCAAAUGUAGUAGGAGGGGAUGUGGAUACAGAUCAUAAUGAAGAGGAAGAUGAGGAGCCCAUCCCUGAAUCAAGUGAACUAACUCUUCAAGAGCUGUUGGGUGAGGAAAGAAGAAAUAAAAAAGGUCCUCGAGUGGACCCACUGGAAACUGAACUUGGUGUUAAAACUAUAGAUUGCAGAAAACCACUUAUCCCUUUUGAAGAAUUUAUUAAUGAACCACUGAAUGAUGUUCUAGAAAUGGACAAGGACUACACUUUCUUCAAAGUAGAAACAGAAAAUAAAUUCUCAUUUAUGACCUGUCCCUUCAUAUUGAAUGCUGUUACCAAGAACCUGGGAUUGUAUUAUGACAAUAGAAUCCGGAUGUACAGUGAAAGACGCAUAACUGUUCUCUACAGCUUAGUUCAAGGACAGCAGCUCAACCCAUAUUUGCGACUUAAAGUGAGACGUGAUCACAUCAUAGACGAUGCGCUUGUCCGGCUAGAGAUGAUUGCCAUGGAAAAUCCUGCAGACUUGAAGAAGCAAUUGUAUGUUGAAUUUGAAGGAGAGCAAGGGGUAGAUGAAGGAGGUGUUUCCAAAGAAUUUUUUCAACUGGUUGUGGAAGAAAUCUUCAAUCCAGAUAUUGGGAUGUUCACAUACGAUGAAUCUACAAAACUCUUCUGGUUUAAUCCGUCCUCUUUUGAAACUGAGGGUCAGUUUACCCUGAUUGGCAUAGUACUGGGUCUGGCUAUUUACAACAACUGUAUACUGGAUGUACAUUUUCCCAUGGUUGUCUACAGGAAGCUAAUGGGCAAAAAAGGAACUUUCCGUGAUCUGGCAGACUCUCAUCCUGUUCUUUACCAGAGCUUGAGAGACUUGCUAGAGUAUGAAGGAAGUGUGGAAGAUGAUAUGAUGAUAACAUUUCAGAUAUCUCACACGGAUCUCUUUGGCAAUCCAAUGAUGCAUGAUUUAAAGGAAAACGGUGAUAAAAUUCCUAUUACAAAUGAAAACAGAAAGGAAUUUGUCAAUCUGUAUGCUGACUACAUACUCAAUAAGUCGGUAGAAAAGCAGUUCAAGGCCUUUCGGAGAGGAUUCCACAUGGUGACCAAUGAAUCUCCUUUGAAAUAUUUAUUUAGACCAGAGGAAAUUGAAUUACUUAUUUGUGGAAGUAGGAAUUUAGAUUUUCAAGCACUAGAAGAAACCACAGAAUAUGAUGGUGGCUAUACAAGAGACUCUCUUAUUAUUAGGGAAUUCUGGGAAAUAGUCCAUUCAUUUACGGAUGAACAGAAAAGACUAUUCUUGCAGUUUACAACAGGCACAGACAGAGCCCCUGUGGGAGGACUUGGAAAGUUAAAGAUGAUCAUAGCCAAAAAUGGCCCAGAUACAGAGAGGUUACCUACAUCUCACACAUGCUUUAAUGUACUUUUGCUUCCGGAGUACUCAAGCAAAGAAAAGCUUAAAGAAAGAUUAUUGAAGGCCAUCACGUAUGCCAAAGGAUUUGGCAUGCUGUAAUAAAUAUAACAAAAGGGAUUAAAAAAUGAUGGUGAUGAUGUCCCUGUCCAAAAAGGCCAUAAGAUAGUGAGCUACAGUAGUCACCUGUGUUUGUGCCUCCCUUCUUUACUGGGGACAUUGGGCUGGAACAGCAGAUUUCAGCUGCUUAUAUGAACAAAAUCUUUAUUUUUUCUUUUAGCGUGAAAGUGUUACAUAUUCUUUCACUUGUAUGUACAGAGAGGUUUUCCUGAAUAUUUAUUUUAAGGGUUAAAUCACUUUUGCUUGUGUUUAUUACUGCUUGAAGUUGAGCCUUUUUGAGUAUUUACAAGAAAACAAACUGUACUCUCCCAAGGAAAAUAUUGCCAUCAUUUGUAGACCAUGUAACCUUCAAGUAUGUGCUAUAUUUUUGUCCCUGUAUCUAAUCAAAUCAAGAACUGUACUUUUUGAGAAGUUUGCUUUUGAAACUUGAAGUCUUGGAAAACAGUGUGAUGCAAUUACUGCUGUUCUAGCCCCCAAAGAGUUUCUGUGCAAAAUCUUAAGAAUCAAUAAAGAUGGAAGGGAGAACUUGGAAUGUUAAAUUGCAGCCUUGAGAACUUUACUUUAGUCACAGCACAACAAUUAAAAUUCAUUUCACUAUAUGUUGUCUUCACAUGUCUUGUAAUAAACUGUGUUUUUAAUUAGGAAACAUUUCUUAGCAUAUGAAAGGAUAGAAAUUUUAGUUACUUUUUUAAAAAAAGAAGUUUACUGGGGAAAGUGCAUUUUCAAUGAACAGCUUUAGAGUAGGGAGUGAAGUGUCUCAAAAAAAAGAUAGGAAGUUUUUGCUAUAUUAUAAAAAAGGCAUGUGGAAGUGCACUUAAAAUGAAGUUUUAUUCUUAAUUGCCUAUUAUGUUGACAUUUUAAAUAGACAAUCCAAAGUCUUCCCUACAUGUUAUGUCAUCAUCAUUUAUUUAAUGAAUCAUUUUUCCUACCUAUCAAGGCACAUGAUCAGUGUUGCGCCAUAAUCUAAAGGGAUGGCUACUGUAUUUUAAUCUCAUCUAACAAUAAGCAAAAUUGAACAAUAUUAAACAUGAGGCCUACUUCAUGUUGUACACUUCCAACCAUUAAACUGUUAGAAAGUAAGUACUAAGGUUAUGUUCAUCUACUACAUAAAGUAUUCAGUAGGUUUUUAAUUUAACUCUACAAAUCAUAUCAGAAAUAAAUCCUUUACCUUUCGUAGUCUGUGUUUAAUGUUAAUUUCUCCUGUUGCAAUAUACGAUGAAGGGAUUAUGCAUUUUUAAGUGGCGACAUAACUGGCAUAUCUCUUUUGCAAUACAAGCUGCAGCGGGUGUGCAGAGCUGAGCUUGUGCCUUGACAAUUGCUAUAACUGGCUACUACCGAUCAAACCCGUGACUGUGUGGAAUUGGCAUUAAGAGGCAUAGUUUUGAAAUCAUUGCAGAAAGAAAAGAUGUCUUUCAGGACUAUUUUAAUAAAUUCUUUCUAGUAAUAGAAACAGACAACUGUUAUGUAACUAUGAUGCUGAAUAAAACAAUUACCUUUUUUCACCACGGUUCAGUGAAAAAGAAAACAAGUGACUUCCUUACUUUGAUAAAUUGGAUAUUAAAUUAUUUGGUUAGAAAAUGUUCUAGUACGGCAUAAUUUGAGGUUCGCAAGUACAGAAACUCCAGAAGCGAACUGUAGCGAUGUGGGGUCCAGCCAUGUUCCCCUGUCAAAUCUAAGCCAAUGCCAGAUGGCCUGGACGUGGGGACUGAAACUUGUUGGGGAGGGCGAGGUGCUGUCUGUCUUCUGGCCUUUGAUCUCAAGGUGGACCUUAGGACAUGCCUUCUUGAAUGUCCACCUUGUUGCAUGUCCCUGAAGAGGAAAACACAACAUAUCCUACCUCUCAGUAGUGUGGCUGACAACAGAUCUUUGCUGAGCCCUUCAGGUCUGGAGCAUCUUUUGCUGUAGGUGGUGAGAACAAGAUUUGCCGAGUGCCUUGAGGUGCUUCGUUACAAGUAUGAGAACAUCUUGAUACUGCUGUGUGGUAUGUACUGCAUCAACAGUCCAAUACUGUAAGCUGUAUCCCUACAACUUGUUUUAUUCUGAUGUGGGUAUGCCCAGCUGACAGGUAUACAUGAUUCAUGUUGGGGUUCUUUAUGUAGGUCUAAAAGCUAUGCAGAUAGCAUAAUUGGAUAGCGACACAAAGGCUUCUAACUGAGUUGUUGACAUUGUAAAUAUGCUUUUUCUGUUUUCCUUUAGCAUUAAGAUUAAAAUAGUGCAUAAUUGUAUUGGCCUUUAAAAGCGUAAGCUGUUUGUCAAGGAGUCAUUUUCAGGUAAGAUACAAAUACUUCAUAUCUGACUGAUUUCUCAUUUAAAUAUAUACUGCCUCCCCCAAAAUACCACUAAGGAGAUAGUUUCGAUAUCUCCUUAGUGGUGUUAUAAAUGUCCAGCAGCAGCAGUUGAUAAAGUUAAAAAUAAGUAAGUCUUGAAGUCUUGUAGCUGCAGGCUGCAUUCCUGCCCUGCAGAAGUACCAGUCAGCCUUUUGUUGCUUGAAAGCGAACAUGCUAUUUUAAGUUUUUUGGGGUUUGUUUUUUUUUGGGGAGGUGGGGGGUGGCGGCUCUAGGCAGACACAAAAUGUCUUGCAUCCUCACUUAGUCCUUCAACAGCAUUUAGCAUAUUUUAGGUCUACGAAGCUUACCUUGGAAACUUAAGUGUACUUAUGUGUCGCUGAAAUAAAUCUCGCGAGUGAGACAGAAGAUUCCUCUUCCAAGGGAGGAGUCUGAUGCCAGUGUGCUGGUGCUCUCUCCACAGGGUGUCCUUAAUACGUUAACAAGAAAACGUGUUGGAUGUCUCAACAUUGCCUCAUUUGACAUGAGAAAUGCCUCUUCAAGUAUCUCCUUCUGCACCCUAAUAGAAAGCUUUUGCUUCUUGCUAAAAAGAUUUCCGGAAUGACCGUCAGGAGUGAGCACAGUUCAGUUAACUAAGGAACAGCAUUUUGUGAAUUUCUGACUUCGUUUGUCUUCCAUUUGGCAGGCAGCAGCCUGAGAAGGGACUGUGGCAGCCAAGGGGACCCCUCCAACCCUGCAAUUUGAGGAAAGCUGAUGCUGGAAUGGGCUGGCAAUAGGCCCAGGGCUCCAAGCAACUCUGUGUUUCAGCAGUCAGUCUGUGCCUCUCACCCAACAGUGGGUUUCACUGCUGAAGCAGGAGCUUCAUACCACAUACAAUAACACGCAGGUGUGAUGGACCUGGUGGGCUGAGCCUCCAGGUAGCCUGCAGUGUGGGCUACCCAGAUGCUUUCCUGGGUUUCUGCUCUGUGGAGCAGGGAGUUGGACACAGGUUUCCACACUGCUGAUGUUCUGCAAGAGGACAACCCCCACAUCAUCAGCUUUAAGGUGUUUCCCUGGCACUGUUGUAGCCAGUUACCUGCAGGUAAAUUUUUAAUCUCACUAGAGGAUUAAAAAUUUCCUGGUUGCCUCAAGAAUUUUCAGGAUGAAGAUGUUUCAGUUGGAUGGAAUGUUGAGUUGUGCCUUAUUUAUUCUGCAGAAAAACUCCAGUGUUUCAGCAUGCAAGAUGGAGCAGGAAUUUCUUCCAAGUUUAACUAUGCAAAAGCAAGCCUUUCCGGACAAGAGUCAAGUUUAUUAUGUUUAAUCUCAGUCACAAGGGUCUGUGAGGUUACCUACACUUCUUGUUUAUACUUAAAAGUUUAAUUAAAGUUGUCACCAAAUUUGUAAGACCA
Pipra filicauda (Wire-tailed manakin) is the source of this 7128-nucleotide messenger RNA. RefSeq names its product ubiquitin protein ligase E3A (gene UBE3A). Bases 795 to 3437 code for a protein of 880 amino acids. Gene Ontology annotation, molecular function: ubiquitin protein ligase activity. Gene Ontology annotation, biological process: ubiquitin-dependent protein catabolic process; protein polyubiquitination. The record is from RefSeq and is a predicted model, not a curated record. The transcript has 15 exons. NCBI's taxonomy places the organism in Eukaryota, Metazoa, Chordata, Aves, Passeriformes, Pipridae.